AUGACGACGACCAAGAUCGUGCUCUCGUUCGAUGGCGCGCGCGAGCUCGUGACGGCAACGCGCGCCCACGAACUCAUACAGACGUACGCUCACGCCGAUUCCGCGGACCUUCCACCACCUUUCUUCACGCACAUCACGCUGCGUAACAAGAGCUACACGCUCGAAGCGGCGCGUGUAAUCGCUGCGUUUUUCUUGCGUCUCGAAGCCCGCGGCGCGUUUGUGCACCUCAAGAGCGUGGAUUUUGCUGACACAAUUGCUGGUCGUCCAGAAGAAGAAGCGCUGCAAGUGCUGGCGACGCUUUGCGACUCGUUGACGGCGAUCAAGACGCUCACACGUAUCGAUUUGAGCGAUAACGCGCUGGGUGAGAAGGGCGUGCGCGCGUGUUUUGGACUUUUGCAGCAUCAAGAAGAGCUCCAGCACAUUUAUUUGUGCAACAAUGGCCUUUCUGCGGCUGCUGCUCGGGUCAUUGCAGACGACGUGCUCCUGUUUCGGGGUCUGGAUACACCUACGAAGCUCGAGAGCUUUCACUUCUACAAUAACAUGAGUGGUGAUGGCGGUGCUAUGGCUCUAGCCAAGAUUUUACCGCUGUCACCAUUGCUGAAAGAUCUGCGAUUUUCAGCGACGCGGGCCCAGCGAGAAGGCAGUCUGGCGUUUGCUACGGCUUUGGCGUCGCUCACGAAUUUGGAAAGACUGGAUCUAAGUGACAAUACGUUCAAAGCACCGGGGGCCAAGGCUAUUGCUGCUGCUGUGAAGAACAUGCCAUACUUAGAGAAGGUGAACUUCCGUGACGCGGCUCUUGAAGACGCUGGUGUAGUGGCUAUUGCCGAUGCACUGCGUGAAGGAGGUGCAGCGAAGAGUCUGACGGUAUUUGAUGUGUCAGGUAACGACCUGUCUGCUGAGAGUAUGCCGAUGCUGGGAGAGCUGCUGCGCGUAAGCAGUGCGCUGCGUGUUUUGCAGGUGGAAGAGAAUGAGAUUGGAUCAAAGGGUGCUAAAGCUAUUGCUAAGGCUUUGAUAAUGGGAUCACCGAUGCUGGAGAAAGUGGUUGCAAAUGUCAACGAGAUCGGUGCCUCUGGUGCGCUUGCCCUUGUCAAGUCUGUGGUCGAUAAGAAGAUGUUUGCGAAGCUCGAUAUCAAUGGGAACCAGAUUUCGGCACAAGGCGUAGCUAGUAUUGAGUCGCUGCUAGAGAGUCUGAGCAAGGGCACGAUAUUGGGGUCGCUGGAGGACAACGACGAGGACGAAGGCGAUGAAGAGGAAGACAAGGGAGAGGAAGUCAACGAGGCUAGUUCGUUGGAUGAUGUGACGGCCAUGCUAAGCGAAAAGUUGACAAUCUCGCCAGAUACGAGUUUCGAGUUCGAAAACAAGAACCGCGAAGUCGUUGACGCAGCGCGUGCUCAGCAGCUGCUGGAGGCUGCCGGUAUUGCAGUAAGCGAGCAGUCGCCUCUACACUUCAGAUCCAUCUCUUUGCGCGGGAAGAGCUACACUGACUCGGGCGCGCAAGUGAUCGCAGAUGUGUUCCUCUCUCGACUCCAAAUCGAUCUCAAGGUGGUUGAUCUGGCUGACGUGAUCGCCGGCCGCCCAGAGGACGAGGCACUUCGAGUUUUGUCGAUUAUGUGCCGCGCUCUUCGUGGUCACAACCUGGACGAAAUCGAUCUUAGUGACAACGCACUUGGUGAGAAGGGCGUGCGUGCUUGUUUUGAUCUGCUGAUUCCGCAGCCAACACUUCGCCGUCUUCUCUUCUGCAACAACGGCAUCUCGUCCGCUGCUGCUAGCUUGAUUGCGCAGGAGAUUGUGCUACAGAACGGCAAGGCGACUCAGUCUUCUCUUCAAGAGUUUCAUUUUUAUAAUAACAUGAGUGGCCAUGACGGCUGUGUGGCGGUGGCCGACGUCAUUCCGUACUGCAAAAGGCUGACGCUGCUGCGCUAUGCAAGUGCCCGUGCUGGCUCGGAGGCAAGUGAACACCUGGCUCGCAGCGUGAAUGAUCACUUGCGCGACCUGAGAUCGCUGGACCUGAGCGACUGCUCAUUUGAACAUGAUGGCGUCACGCAGCUUGCAGAGGCGAUUAGUAAGCAAUCUGGUCUGCAGUACCUAAAGCUGCGCGAUGCUUCGCUCUGCAGUGAAGGUGCUGAGAUGGUGGCAAAAGCGCUGUCGAGUAGCAAGAUUCAGCUAUUGGAGCUGGAUUUGUCCGGCAAUGAGCUGGCGGACGAAGGUCUUGCGGCUCUUGUUUCGCUACUGAAAUGCCAGUCGCAGCUGAAGGUUUUGCGACUUGACGAAAAUGAGGUGACAUCUGAAGGGCUGAAGAAGUUUGUGGCGGCUUUGGGCACCGACAGUCUUCUGUCUCUCGAGGAACUGUCGCUGUGCGGCAACGAGAUCACAGCGAAGGGAGCGAUCGCCAUGGUGGAUGCUUUCGUGCCGACCAAGCCGACUCUUGUGCGACUGGAACUUGAUACGAAUAUGAUCUCUGAUAAGGGCGUGGAGUACAUAAAAGCUUUUCUUGCCACGCAAGACAAGGCUCAAAUCUUAGGGUCGCUUGAAGACAAUGACGGUGACGAGGAGAGUGGUGAGGAGUGA
Messenger RNA from Peronospora matthiolae, 2568 nucleotides. The record is from the annotation of a GenBank genome assembly. NCBI's taxonomy places the organism in Eukaryota, Oomycota, Peronosporomycetes, Peronosporales, Peronosporaceae.